AAUUCAGUUGCGUUCGUCCGUUGUCGAGGUUUGUUUGUCGCGGCGGUAAGGUUCGGCUUGUGUCUGAACUUUCAUCUCUUUACCUUCAUUAUUAAAAAAAAAAAAAUAAUAAUGCGAAUAAAAAUAUCUUUCGGUGCGUGAAGCUCCAACAUUCUCUCUCUUCUCUUUCUAUUCUUGAAAACAAAUAUACUUUCACAACAUAACCUGCUUCACAAACAUGGCUUUAGUAAACAAAAUCAAACUACCUUCAAUUUUGGGCAACCUUUCUAUGAUAUCAGCCCGUGGCUUUUCAGCACAACCAAUGCUCAGCCGAAAGGAGGAGACAAAAGAAAUCAUUAUAAAAUACCUGGAUGGCAAAGAUAAUGGAAUAGCAAUCUUGGGAUUAAACCGCCCUGAAGCUCGGAACGCCUUUGGAAAGGCCCUUGUAUCACAAUUUAAAGAUGCGAUUUCCACAAUUCGGCAAGAUGACAAAGUCCGAGUCCUGAUUCUCCGAAGUUUAGUACCAAAAAUCUUUUGCGCUGGAGCAGAUUUAAAAGAGAGGUUUAAAAUGGAAAUUUCCGAGGUGAAUCCCUUCGUUUCUUCACUUCGGGAUCUCAUGAACAAUGUAGAAUCCUUGCCAACUCCUGUUAUAUCUGCUAUAGAUGGUUCUGCUCUUGGAGGUGGUUUGGAACUUGCACUCGCUACUGACAUAAGAACAGCAUCAUCUGAAGCAAAAAUGGGUUUAGUGGAGACCAAACUGGCCAUUAUACCUGGUGCAGGAGGUACUCAGAGACUUCCCAGGAUUGUAGGCCCUGCGAAAGCAAAGGAACUUAUAUUCGCAGCACGUGUUUUAAAUGGAGAAGAGGCACACAAGAUUGGACUCGUGAACCAAGUGGUACCACAAAAUAAGGAUGGAGAUGCUGCUUACCAAGCGGCUCUUUCCAUUGCGAGAGAAAUUUUGCCAAAUGGCCCUAUAGGAGUAAAAUUAGCAAAAGUGGCGAUAAGUAAAGGAUACGAACUACCUAUUCAAGAUGGGUUUGAAAUCGAAAAAAAGUGUGUCUCCGAGAUUCUUGAUACCGAGGACAGAGCUGAAGGACUAGCUGCCUUUUCAACCAAACGAGUUCCUGUUUACAGGGGUCUGUAAAGAGACCGGAGAACUCUUUGCUCAUAAUUUUAAGCAUUUUGAACUUUUACACCCAAUUCUGUACUUAGAAUUAAACGUAUGUUU
Messenger RNA from Belonocnema kinseyi, 1207 nucleotides. Its product is annotated as methylglutaconyl-CoA hydratase, mitochondrial. The transcript has 3 exons. Gene Ontology annotation, molecular function: enoyl-CoA hydratase activity. Bases 218 to 1123 code for a protein of 301 amino acids. The record is from RefSeq and is a predicted model, not a curated record. Lineage: Eukaryota; Metazoa; Arthropoda; Insecta; Hymenoptera; Cynipidae. Gene Ontology annotation, cellular component: mitochondrion. Gene Ontology annotation, biological process: fatty acid beta-oxidation.